This is a messenger RNA of Perognathus longimembris pacificus (Pacific pocket mouse), 3853 nucleotides long. RefSeq names its product CDP-diacylglycerol synthase 2 (gene Cds2). The record is from RefSeq and is a predicted model, not a curated record. Gene Ontology annotation, molecular function: phosphatidate cytidylyltransferase activity. Gene Ontology annotation, cellular component: endoplasmic reticulum membrane. NCBI's taxonomy places the organism in Eukaryota, Metazoa, Chordata, Mammalia, Rodentia, Heteromyidae. The transcript has 13 exons.
GAGGGCGGCGGCGGUCCUGGACAGGGCCGAGCUCUGAGACCCGCAGCCGGGCGGCGGAAGGGCCGCUGCGGAGCCGCGCGAGCCGUUCGGACCGGACUGAGGAGCUCCGCACAGCGGCGCUGAGCUGCCGGUUCUAGAGGCUGCGUUGCCGGCCCGAGGCGACGUCGCGCCGAGGUCUCCAGCAUGACGGAGUUGAGGCAGAGGGUGGUCCGCGAGCCCGACGCACCUCCGGAGGACAAGGAGUCAGAAUCAGAAGCAAAGAUUGAUGGAGAGACCGCAUCGGACAGUGAGGGUCGAACAGAACCAGCUCCUCCACCAACCUCCAUAGAUGACACCCCAGAGGUCCUCAACAGGGCCCUUUCCAACUUGUCUUCAAGAUGGAAGAACUGGUGGGUGAGAGGCAUCCUGACUCUGGCCAUGAUUGCAUUUUUCUUCAUCAUCAUUUACCUGGGACCAAUGGUGUUAAUGAUGAUUGUGAUGUGUGUUCAGAUUAAGUGUUUCCAUGAAAUUAUCACUAUUGGCUAUAAUGUCUACCACUCCUAUGACCUGCCCUGGUUCAGGACCCUCAGUUGGUAAGCUGUACUUUCUCUGUGUGUAAACUAUUUCUUCUAUGGUGAGACAGUGACGGAUUACUUUUUCACUCUGGUCCAGAGAGAGGAGCCUUUGCGGAUUCUCAGUAAAUACCACCGGUUCAUUUCCUUUACUCUCUACCUAACAGGAUUCUGCAUGUUUGUACUGAGUCUGGUCAAGAAACAUUAUCGACUGCAGUUCUACAUGUUUGGCUGGACCCAUGUAACAUUACUGAUUGUUGUAACCCAGUCACAUCUUGUUAUCCACAACCUAUUUGAAGGAAUGAUCUGGUUUAUUGUUCCCAUUUCUUGUGUCAUCUGUAAUGACAUCAUGGCCUAUAUGUUUGGCUUUUUCUUUGGUCGGACCCCACUCAUCAAGCUCUCUCCAAAGAAGACCUGGGAAGGCUUCAUUGGGGGCUUCUUUGCCACUGUGGUGUUUGGCCUUUUGCUGUCCUAUGUGAUGUCUGGAUACAGAUGCUUCGUUUGUCCUGUGGAGUAUAACAAUGACACCAACAGCUUUACUGUGGACUGUGAGCCCUCUGACCUCUUCCGCCUGCAGGAGUACAACAUUCCUGGGGUGAUCCAGUCAGUCAUUGGCUGGAAAACAGUCCGGAUGUACCCCUUCCAGAUUCACAGCAUCGCCCUCUCCACAUUUGCCUCGCUCAUUGGUCCCUUUGGAGGGUUCUUCGCAAGUGGAUUUAAAAGAGCCUUUAAAAUCAAAGACUUUGCCAACACCAUUCCUGGCCAUGGAGGCAUCAUGGACCGCUUUGAUUGCCAGUAUCUGAUGGCCACCUUUGUCAAUGUGUACAUUGCCAGUUUUAUCAGGGGCCCUAACCCCAGCAAACUGAUCCAGCAGUUCCUCACCUUGCGGCCAGACCAGCAGCUCCACAUCUUCAACACACUCAAGUCUCACCUGACUGACAAGGGGAUUCUGACAGCCACCACUGAGGACGAGUAGGGGCCUCCAGGGCCAGUGGAGCAGGGACAGGACUGAGGGAGGGGCAGGGCUCCUAGGCAAGCCCAGUGGCUGUGACUUAGACAACAAGCUUCAACUCACCUUCUUCUUCUUCUUCUUUUUUUGGUAGGGUGUUUUUUAUUUGUGGGUUUAAAAAAAAAGUGUAUACAGUAUAUGUGUUCCUGAUUUGCAUUGUGAGUCAACUGUAGCUCUGAGUUGGAAAGAAGUCACAGAGGUAAAACUAUUUGGACUUUUUAAACAAUCAUUGAGCAGCCUUGUAAGAUGGAUGCCCAGCUCAGGAUGUCUGCCUGGUGGUUGGAGCCCGCAUCCAUUGUAUCAGAGUGGAUAGGCCUGUGUGUUCUACCUGUUCUGUGGCUUGCCCACCUGUGUGGAAUGCAGGGUUUCCAUGUAUUUGUUGCACCUGGCAGCUUUCCCCAGGGCUUCUCUGGGGAGCUAGGGAGGGCUGCCUCCUGUAGGCCAGAGGGAUGGAGGCUUGGGAAGCAGAUGCGUAUUGUCCACAUUGAAAUCCUGCACAGGGUGCGUAAGUUCUGCCUUCUUAGCAUGAUGUCAUCUUCUUUCAUCACAGACUGAAAGAAAGUUCCAGAUUUUAUUGUUUCCAGAAAGCACGAAGAAGUAUUUAUAAUAGUCUGGAGGAAAAGACACACUGUACUGUUUCAAAAGUAUGCAGUAGAAUGCACUGUACCCAAGCCCUUUCCCAUGAUUCAGGCUCCUCUGUCUCCUGGAGGGCGGGCCAGUGGACUGCAUCUUUCAGGGACGAGGCCGGAGGCCAUUCGCAUCCGUGCUGUAGACUUGCUGCUGCUGAAGCCUUCGUGGGGGGCUCUCCCAAGAGGCAAGGAGCAGGGGGCUUUUUGUUCACGCACCCUUUGCCUGAAUGUCCGUGCCGCUGCUGUUUGUGUAUUUUAAUCUUGAGGCGAGUAUGUGUCUGUAUGUUUUGUUUUUAAAGUCAUUUAUUUCUUACAGUGAAUGUCAGCGAUACCACGACUUCUCCACUGAAUCUACAAGUCCUGCUUAAGACUUUGGCCAAUCCAACCUUAGAAGAGGCUUGGUUAUUCUGAAAAUUAAAUGUAUGCUUUUUAUAUAAUGUGACUAGUUUAAAUGUAGUUUGUAUCUCACUGGGGGGACCUUUUAUGUUGUUUGUGUAAGCUGUGAUUUUUUUCCUUCCUCCCUAAUCAUAGGGGCGGUUGACUUGGGAACACAGAUUCGUUCUUUGUCUGGCCAGUGAGCAGCUGAGCAUGGGAGAGAGAACAUGGUGACCAAACAUGUUCAAUCUCCAUGCCACAGUUAUUUCCAUGGGCAGUGAAGGUGUAAAGACUUGAUUGAGCACCUUGGUCAAGCGCUUCUGUGUGCUGUUUUUGUUUUAAGUUAGCCUCCUUGAAAGCUCACCAUCAGCUCAGACUGAGGAAACCACCUCAGAGGGCAGAGCCUGGCAGGACUCCGGCUUUGCCACCCCUGUACCGUUGCCUGCAUGGGUGUGGCUUGCAGCAGCUUCUUUUCCUCUCAGCCCUUACUUCCAUUUCAGCCUCAUUGCUUUGCUUUUCAGGUUCAAGGCCCUUCAAACACAAUAUGUUAUUGCCAAAGGUUUCAGUUCAGCCUGGGGAGGAAGCCUCUUUUUCAGGGUCCCCAUUUUCUGGGUUGCCUUUUAAUUCCAGUAGUCCAUGAUCCUGCAGAGCAAAUUUCUGUGAGUUGGAGCUCCUUAGGGGGAUUGUCAUGUGGGGAACCCUAAAAGGAAAUGCUUUUUCAUAUGUCAUCUCUAAGAUGAGUCAGUGUCUCAGCAAGAAUCCUUAAACAGUGAUUAGCAGUGAGACUGUAAUUUCCUGACUAGAGAACAAACUUGGCUCGCCUACUUGACCCAGAUGGGCAUCUGCACCCCCAUGUGGUGUUAACUCCUUGAGAGCAAGUCUGCUGAGGUCCAGCAGCAGACCCUCCCAGUCCUGAACAGGACAGUGUUUAGGAUGGAAGAGUCUAGCAGUAGCAGCUGAGACUUGUGAUCUUUUGUGGAAGUGGCUAGCAGGGCAUCUUAGGAAAUAAAGCUGGAUGCUCAUUAGAGCUGCCAGCAAGAGGUCAGAGAGGCAGCUUUUAUUUUAUUUUUCUGAUCUGGAAUGCUUUCUGCCUGCCGAAGGAAGGAAUAAUUGCUAGUCAAGUAGACAGGAGAGCAGCACCACCUUGUGUCUGUAUAGUAGUGUUGCUCCCAUGUGCAGACCAGAUCCCAUGUGCCCAUGCAGACCUGAGUAAUCUGCAUAACUUCCUUUAGGGAACCCCCUUUCCUCUUUUUCUAUCGGUCAGAAAUAAAAUAUGACUGAAACCUUGU